CAAACGCAUCGACUCUCGUCGGUCCUAUCGGCUGAAUGUCCCUCGGAAAUCCCGUUCAUUCGGCCCGGAAUCUUAUCGGCAGAGACGAAAUGGAUCACGCGGGGUCUUUUUUUCUCCAAGCUACCGCAGAGGACAACUCAGCGUUUUGUGUCCCAGAAAUCCCAGAAAAAUACUCUUCAACUCAUAGAAGACGGAAUCUGGAAAUUGGAAGACAACAUCGGGGAUUUUGAACACGUACACUCACAACAACAUGCCUCUUCCUCAAUUACUCGUGGGCAAGGUUGCGGCCAUUACGGGUGGUCUCACCGGCAUUGGACGGGCAAUCGCCCUGGAAUAUCUCCGCCAUGGUGCUAAAGUCGCGAUUAGCCACUUGGGCGGCCCCAAAGAGGACAACCUGUUGGAAGCUCUUCGCAAGGAGGUAAACGAGAUCGAAGAAGGUGCCGAUAAGACAAGAUUCAUCACCGUUACGGGAGACAUCUCACAGCCCGAGACGGGCAAGAAUUUCGUCGCCAAGACGGUCGAGGCAUUUGGCCGCUUGGACGUGUUCGUUAGCAAUGCUGGAGUUUGCCAAUUCGCCGAUUUCCUAGAACUCGAACCCUCCCUCCUCAACCACACCGUCUCCACCAACCUCUCCGGCGCAUUCUUCGCCACUCAAGCUGCAGCCCGACAAAUGGCCCUCGCUCAAUCCCCGCCGGGAGGCUCUAUCAUCGGUAUUAGCUCGAUCUCCGCGCUCGUGGGCGGUGGCGAACAAACACACUAUACCCCAACCAAGGCCGGUGUCCUGAGUCUGAUGCAGUCGUGUGCCGUCGCAUUGGGCAAACACGGAAUUCGUUGCAAUGCCCUCCUGCCCGGAACGAUUCGCACGCAAUUGAAUGAUGCCGAUUUGGCGGAUCCGGAGAAGAGGACGUAUAUGGAGGGUCGAAUUCCUCUGGGACGAUUGGGUCAGCCGCCAGACUUGGCUGGGCCGGCUGUGUUUUUAGCUUGUGAGGAGUUGAGUAGCUAUGUGACUGGCGCACAGAUUUUGGUUGAUGGUGGACUUUUUGUUAACCUUCAGUAAGAAUUUGGGGGUAACAAAUUGAAUAAUUGCAUCGUGUCGUUGGCUUGCAUGGAUAUAUACAAUACCCUAUCGAUAGGGUCAAUUUUCCUCUGUUUCGCAUGUCGUCUCUAGACACGUCAUUGGAUUGUUGAAAAGUACAUUCUACCUGCCACGUGCAGGUGGACUUUGAUUUGUCGUAGGUAGCUUGAUGUAUUGAAGCAUUUUAACAAAGC
Molecule: messenger RNA, 1269 nt
Organism: Penicillium brasilianum
Lineage: Eukaryota; Fungi; Ascomycota; Eurotiomycetes; Eurotiales; Aspergillaceae
Source: the annotation of a GenBank genome assembly